Messenger RNA from Lampris incognitus (smalleye Pacific opah), 3697 nucleotides. RefSeq names its product WBP2 N-terminal like (gene wbp2nl). Bases 70 to 909 code for a protein of 279 amino acids. Gene Ontology annotation, biological process: positive regulation of DNA-templated transcription. The transcript has 8 exons. Gene Ontology annotation, molecular function: chromatin DNA binding; transcription coactivator activity. The record is from RefSeq and is a predicted model, not a curated record. Gene Ontology annotation, cellular component: nucleus. NCBI's taxonomy places the organism in Eukaryota, Metazoa, Chordata, Actinopteri, Lampriformes, Lampridae.
CACAUAUCUGACGUAGACCGGGCGUCCUAGUUAAGUCGAGAGACUCGCAUCCCCAGACGUCUUGUAAACAUGGCUUUAAAUCGAAAUCACUCACAAAACGGCGGCGUUUUGAUAAACAACGGAGAAAGUAUCCUGAGAGAGUGCAAGGAUGUUGAGCUGUCAUUCAGUGACGCCACCAGCAAGACAGACCUACUGAAGGGGACCAAGAAGGGAACUGUUUAUCUCACUCCAUACAGGCUGCUGUUUGUAUCCAGUAGUACCAAGGAUAGCCUGGGGUCUGCCAUGUUUCCCUACUACCUGAUGAAGGGCUGCAGCAUCGAACAGCCAGUUUUUGCACCCAACUAUAUUAAAGGGACUAUAACAGCUGAGCCUGGUGGUGGCUGGGAGGGCCAGGCUAACUUCAAGCUGUCCUUUACCAGCGGUGGAGCCAUAGAGCUUGGACAGCAUUUCGUUAAACUGGCCACAAAUGCAUCCCGUGCUGCUCCUGCCCAAAAUGAGACUGCCUCCUAUGGAUAUCCUUCACCUGGUAUGAUGAAUGGUUAUGGCCCUUCACCUGCUCCACAGAGCUACCCAUAUGCCCCUCCACCUCAACAAAAUGGAUUUUAUCAGGGCCCCCCACCUGCUGCAGGAAACAUGGGUUACCCCUAUCCAACUGCUGCAGGAAUGUACCCAUCUGCCCCUGCCUACAUGGCCCCACCUCCCCCGUACCCUGGGCCACCCCAGAACUGGGUUCCACCCCCUCAGAAUUGGACUGCACCACCAUCAGCCCCUCCAGGUAACUCCAAGGCCACUGAGGCAGCAGGCAGUGCUUACUACAACCCAAACAAUCCACACAGUGUCUACAUGCCAAUGGAACAGCCUCCACCAUAUGCUCCUUACCCAAACUCUCCUGAGAAGAAAAACAACUGAGGCACAAGUGCCAUCAUCAAACAUGACCCUGGUUUUUCCUGUCUGACAGUAUAUCCCUAAAGCAAUUAGUCAUGAAGGAGGAUAUGGUUAUUUUCACAUAACCAUAAGCUCAGACUAUAGAAAAGAAAGCAGUUUGUUGUUGAUAGGUUUGAGGAUGCCGCUGACGAUUCAAAUAAUUACUAAUUUUGGAUACUGGAAUGUUUUAUAAAGUGAUUGUAUGAUAUUUUUUCUCUUUUCAAAAAGGUAAACUGUAAUGACAACAUGUUAAUUUUUGACAGCCUUUACACACUGAGGACGUGACGAAUAAACGACACAAAAAUGCAAAAUAUUUCCCUGCGAAUAUUUCACAUCAAAACUUCAUACUGGCAGCAAUACGAAUUUGCAACAGAAACCCACCUUUCUCUCGCAAAUUCGCAAGAUGCGAGGGGGACUUAACCCGGUGGGUUCAGGUGUGGCGGUGCAGUGCGUGGGGAUCUCCUCUUCUUCCCUACGGGGUCAUGGGGGGGGACCUCCGCCCAUUGCCGGUUCACCCCCUGCCUCUGUUGCGGUGUGCUUCAACCGGUUGUGGAUCGGUAAGGAAAGUUUGCCUUGCUACCAUGAGCUACUCACUAUCCUGAUAGCCUACUUGUUCGGUAACGCUCCUCCACAUGUAGUCCUUGAGUUCAUUGUUUUAUAAUUUUGUGCCCUUUGCCUUACAAUAUAGGGUGAUGAGAAACAAACAAUCAGUAGGUCCGCCAUUGUCAUUAGGAGUUAUGACAUCGUUCUGUGCAACGCGAUUCAUUGAUGGCUUUAUUCGCGACGCAAAAGCUCAGAAAAAUCGACCUCAUUCCAGAAAAUUUUUCGCCGUGUAGUAUUCGCGUUCUGUGUGACAGCAUUACUGGCAAAAACAACAGUUUGAAAAAAGAUAUUGGCAUGCAAAUUGUUCACACAAAAAAAUAACGCCCCCAUUGUGUAAAGGCCUCAGUCUUUUCAGUUAUCCUAAUGGGAUUAAUUCUCUUCUUGUUGUUUAAGAAUUUGCAGUCGCUUGAUAUUUUCAAGAAGAGCGUCUUAACUAUACCUGUCAAAGUUACAGGGAAAAUGAUAGUAUUUGGAGGUAUUUUGAAAGGAUAAGGUGUAGUUUAUUGGUUACAAUUACAAUGCUUAUUAACAGUAACUGCUGUAGCCAUCUUUGUAACAUGAUUUUUUUUACAGUCAAUUUGAAAGUAUGACUAACACAUAUCAUGCAAACAUAUUUGCGUGAUGUGAUUCUGUUUAAGGCCUGAACAUUAUGAUUUCAAGUACAUUAAUCCCACGAAGACAUGAAGACUUUUGAUUAUGAUUCCAUUUACAAUACAAGUACCGGGUUCGACAACAUUUGGCAACAUCGGGGCUCAUUCAUCAGUCGUUGGUAUGUACAAAUCUGUUCUUACACAUCCAUGGAGUUUUUUUAGCCCUGAACUUUGUCUCGGGGACCAGUGUAGAACCUGGUAAUCUCCAAAUUCGGACUAACACCGAUGCCUUUUCAAGCCUGGGUGAUUGCUCAUUAAAGAGGUAGACAAUAGAUAUUAGGGGGAAGGAAUUGCAAAUAACCAUCAGGCUUUGCUGCUGACUGUCAGACAAUCUUGAGAGCUAAGAAAAUUCCACGGGAACAAAUUUGUACGUACGAACAAUUGAUGAGUGAGGCCCGAUCUCAUUUUGACAAAAAAAUAACGAAUUGAAGCUUGUUUGGUAAUUACACGACCAAAGCAUGCUUCUUUUUGGAGGGACCAGCUUGACCAGCUAAACUUCAUUAAGCUCCGUUUAGUAACUGCAAACACUGUACAACUGACAUUUUAUAAUAAUCCAGUAUAAUCUGUCAUGGAGUCCUUUGAUUUGUAGUUGGAUGGAGCUUCAUUUGAGAAAGAGGAGCGGAGAGAUUUGUGAAAUGAUGUUUGAUCAAUGUGCAAUAUUCCAACAUUUUGUGGCUGUCAUUGGUAAUGAGCUGUGGUUAUCCUUCUCCUAGCUUUUCUUGUGUUCAUGUAUGCAAAGCCAAGCUGAAACCAGAACGCUCCUCUCCGUGUAAUUACACUCGUGUGGGGUUACAGGGCCAUGUAGUUAGUAUAUCACUGCCCAUCGCUAGUUUGCCUGCAGCUGAGACUCGUGAAUUCAACUCAUUUAUUCCUGAUCAAACUGGGGUGAGGUGACUAACAGACUGUGUAAUUGCAUCCCUCUGUGUGCACCAAUUAAGACCUGUUUAGGGGACUUUUUGCACUAGUUUUAGAGAAUAAACGACCGCAAGGUUUGGAUUGUAAUUUGCUUGAAUUACUCUUAAUAUCUUAUCAGUUUCUCGUUUGUAAUUCCUUAUCUUGAGUUCCUUCUAUAUCAAUUUAAAGUUUUAAUAAAUGUGUAUAUGGAAAAUGUCCAACUGGUUUUUAGUGUUGCCAGUAUUGAAUGAUGCCUUUAACGGUAUAUAACCAUGUGUAGAACAGACUAGAAUUUUCUACGUACAAAUUGGUACUUCAGAUGGGUAAUACAUUUAUUAUAUGAAAUGCUAUCAGCUCUCCAUAUCUUCACUUUUUUUUCACAGAAAAUCACACUUUACAGAAGUAUUCCAUAACGCUCUCAAGAAUCAUCCUAAAAUAACAGGAAAUGUUCAAGCACUAAUGCCAGAGCACAAAACACCCACAACACACAAAUACUUCAUGUAACAGGUAAUGUCACUAACACAGAGUUGAGGAUCAAACAUUUUGAUAACAUUGAUAACUAUCUGAUCUGUUCAUAAAUUAGUUAAUAAAUAAAGAGAAACGUUUGACUAAUUCUACUGUAUGGC